Brassica rapa (field mustard) is the source of this 1703-nucleotide messenger RNA. Its product is annotated as serine carboxypeptidase-like 26. Lineage: Eukaryota; Viridiplantae; Streptophyta; Magnoliopsida; Brassicales; Brassicaceae. Gene Ontology annotation, cellular component: vacuole. The record is from RefSeq and is a predicted model, not a curated record. Gene Ontology annotation, biological process: proteolysis. Gene Ontology annotation, molecular function: serine-type carboxypeptidase activity.
UCAUCAUCACUCACUUAUUGAAUAUCUCCCGACCACCACCACCAACUACAAUGAUUUUGUAACGAAAAAAAACAUUGAGAUCUUCACCCUAUCAUUUCACCAUGUCUCCACGACUCCUUGUCGUCUUCCUCCUCGCUCUUCUCCCUUUCUCCUCUUCUUGCAGAGACGCGCAAGAAAAGGACAGAAUCUCGCGUCUUCCCGGCGAGCCCAACGAUGUCUCCUUCUCACACUACUCUGGCUACGUCACGGUCAACGAGUCAGCUGGUAGAGCGCUCUUCUACUGGCUCACCGAGUCAAGUCAACACCCCGAGUCAAAACCACUCGUCCUCUGGCUCAACGGUGGCCCUGGCUGCUCCUCCUUAGCUUAUGGCGCUGCUGAAGAGAUCGGUCCUUUUAGGAUCAACCCUGAUGGCAAAACUCUUUACCACAAUCCUUACGCUUGGAACAAAUUGGCGAACUUGCUGUUUCUUGAAUCACCAGCUGGUGUUGGUUUCUCGUAUUCGAAUACUACCUCUGACUUGUACACUGCUGGAGAUCAGAGAACAGUGUUGCUGCAUGCAGCUGAAGAUGCGUAUGUGUUUCUUGUGAAAUGGUUUGAAAGGUUUCCACAGUACAAACACAGAGAGUUUUACAUUGCUGGAGAAAGCUACGCUGGUCACUAUGUUCCUCAGUUGUCACAGAUUGUUCACCGGAAAAACAAUCCAGCUAUCAACUUCAAAGGCUUCAUUGUGGGGAAUGCUGUGAUUGAUGACUACCAUGAUUUUGUGGGAUUGUUUGAGUACUGGUGGACUCAUGGGUUGAUAUCUGAUCUCACUUACCACAACUUAAGGAUCACUUGUGAGUUUGUAUCGUCAGAGCACCCUUCCCCUGAAUGCAGCAAGGCCAUUGAAGCUGCGGACAAGGAGCAAGGAGAUAUUGAUCCUUAUAGCAUUUACACUGUCACUUGUAAGAAGGAAGCUGCAGCUCUUAGGUCACGUUUCUUGAGGGUUCGUCAUCCAUGGAUGUGGAGAGCAUAUGACCCUUGCACAGAGAGAUACUCUGGCAUGUAUUUCAACUCUCCAGAGGUUCAAAAGGCUAUGCAUGCUAAUACAACCGGACUUGCUUAUCCAUGGAAAACUUGCAGUGACAUUGUUGGAGAAAAAUGGGCGGAUUCUCCUCUCUCUAUGCUUCCUAUCUACAAGGAGCUCAUCGGUGCAGGCCUCAGAAUAUGGGUUUUCAGUGGAGAUACUGACUCAGUGGUUCCUGUGACUGGAACUCGAUACUCCAUUAGAGCCCUCAAGUUACAACCAGUCUCCAAAUGGUACCCUUGGUACGACAAUGGACAGGUUGGUGGGUGGAGCCAAGUUUACAAAGGACUGACUCUAGUGACAAUCCAUGGAGCAGGGCAUGAAGUGCCUCUUCACCGACCACGUCGAGGCUUCCUUCUUUUUCAGUCGUUUCUCAACAACAAGCCAAUGUAAAUUUUAAGACACUGUGGGUGAUAGGACCAGUGUUUCAGUUCAUUGGUACUGCUACCACAUAACCUUUUCAGGUUCUGUAAACUUGUCUUAUGCAGAUGCUUUGAAUUUUCAUGUGUUCUUUUUCAUUGUUUAUUUGUAAAAGCUUUGAGUAAACAUUAGUUUAAUUUGAUCUGAUAAUAAUGAGUGUUGUCUGUUGAUGUGUGGGAUGCUUAGCUGCUACCAUUAAAUUAAGGCUUUCCGUUU